Molecule: messenger RNA, 2409 nt
Organism: Sugiyamaella lignohabitans
Lineage: Eukaryota; Fungi; Ascomycota; Dipodascomycetes; Dipodascales; Trichomonascaceae
Gene: UGA3
Product: Uga3p
Exons: 1
Coding region: 1-2409 (802 amino acids)
Biological process (GO): regulation of DNA-templated transcription
Molecular function (GO): zinc ion binding; DNA-binding transcription factor activity, RNA polymerase II-specific
Source: RefSeq, a predicted model, not a curated record
AUGGCUAUGUCUAAUGCUACUAUGGAAGAUUCCAUUCAACAGCCAUCAAAACAGCGCCGAUCUAGAACUGGCUGUUUGACUUGUCGAAAGAGAAAGAAGAGAUGUGAUGAGACCCGUCCAAAAUGUGGGGCUUGUGUAAGACUUGGGCUGGGAUGCGAGUAUCCAAUUCCCGGUCUUGAGAGAAAAAACAAGCCUAGAAAAUCGUCUAUUGCUGCUCCCACGAUUGCCGAAAGUGAUCGCAGAGAAACUGACUCAGAUGCCAGUAGUUUUGGUAGUCCCCAAUCUGAUGUUUCCAGUGGGAAACGGAAAAGAUCCAGUGUUUCUAGUCAUCGUGGAAGCACCGUCGGCAUCAUACCAGUUGCUAAUCAUAAUUCGAAUGGUAACACUGGCAAUAGCAUUCACGGAAGUAAUAACUCUCUUAACGAUGCUAACUACUCUUAUGACAGCUCGGUAUUCAAUCACAUGCAAAGCUUUGGCUUCACCCCUGACAUAAAAUCUGAUGUGUCUCCAAAUAUCCUGUCUUCCAUUUCUGCGACAAAUUCCGCUUUAGCUAUGGUACUAGAUCCAAAAUCAUCAUCUCCUUCUGCUGGACGGAACAAUCUGAUUCGCAUUCACGACUAUGUCCAGGAAACUGAAGACCGCCAAUAUAGCCUUUUUCGCAGCGACAUUGAUAUCAAGUUAGAUAACAAUGGCCAUGAAAACAGCAAUACCAACCUCAUUGGCGACCACCCCAGCUCUGAAAGCAGCGGUGUAGAAAGCGUCAGCAGUCAACUCGCAUAUGAAGGAGAACAGGAACUGCUCCGAAUUCUGGACCAGGAGAAAAAAGCGAGCGAAAAUACUGCCCGAGUUCACGAGCCUGGCGCAUCUGUAGCAAGCACUCAUUCUACACCCGCCAAUAAAUCUAACGAAAAUAAUGACUUAAAUGACACUACCAACAACACCAACUCCCAUAACAACUCCGACAGCAUGAACCUUGGCUUUAAUGUGAAUAUGAACCUCGAUGACCUUGAUGAUAGCACACCCAGCAAUCAAACCGAUGCCGCUCUUAUCGACUCUGUUUCCGAUAAAAUCGAUGAUGUGGUACUUUCACGUAUGCUUGCUACUGCCACGCCACGAAUCGAAGAGAUUGAUGAAUCUGGCAAAUCGAAGGAAAACGACGAUGAUAACAUGAUCAUUUCGCGAAGCCACGAGUUUUUACCACUUGACAUUCUCGGUAACCCAGCAACGCCGCCAACCUCGCUAUUAACACCACCCCCCUCGAAUUUUUUAUCGAUACGCUUGGAUGACGAUGCACAACAACUAUUUAACUAUUUCUGCACCCGACAAGCAGAUAUCAUCGCAGUGGCCCCGAACAAUUCUUUUUUAGAUGAAUUUGUGCCCAUGGCCAUGGGAAGCGAUGCUGUUCUCUACGGAAUCAUUGCAUGGGCUGGAUUCCAUAGAGACCGUGGGCACAACCAAGAUCUUGGUUAUCGGUAUUUAAACAAAGCCAUGCAAUCGGUGGUGGCUGAUUUUUCACGAGGUGACAUCACCACUCUAGCCGGUCUGCUGGUCAUCACGUCGGGUGAAAUUUGCAAUGGCGAUGUAGUUCACUGGAGCAAACAUCUUAGUUUGGCUGCUAAAAUCAUCAACAUGAAUGGCGGUUUGCGAAACUUCAUUUCCAAUAAAUCCCUUCAAUGGCUGGCUAAGAACUUUGCAUAUCAUGACAUUCUCGCUGCCUCGACUUCGACUCAGCGAAACACCCAUUUCUCUUCACUAGAAUACAGCGAAGUUCUAGACAAGUCGGACGGAGGACUGGAUACAUUACUAGGAUGUGCAGCUCCAUUAUUUCGCAUUCUUGCCGAAAUCUCGGAUCUGGCCAUUGAGACUCAUAAACUGUACAGUCAAGUGUAUGUAUCAGAAAUGGGUCUGGACACUCUUGAUUAUUUACACAACAUCCAGCGCAAGGUUGAAGAUCUCGAGAACAAAAUCUCUGUGUGUCAACCACCUCGUUCUGCCCUUCAAUCGCUGUCACCUGAGCAAGUUGAGCUGCAAAUCAAGUUUUUUGACGUUUUCAGACUGACAGCCAAAAUGCAUCUCAACCAGUCUGUGUUGCGACUCAACGCUUCAUGUGUGCAAAUGCGAUGUCUGUCGCGCCAACUUUUCGUAGCUCUGGAUUCUGUUCUCGGAACCACUGUCGAAGGUGGUCUUGUAUUCCCACUGUUCAUUGCCGGAGUGGGCUGCUGUACACCAGACGAGCGUGGCGAUAUGAUAGACCGGUUCCAUCACUAUUACGAGCGUAAUCUGGCCCGCAACAUCAGACGAGCACGCCAGCUGCUGGAAGAGGUCUGGAAAAGAGACUCCGAAGGCACCAGACACGUCCACUGGUUCGGCAUCAUCGAAAGUCGCGGCUGGGACCUCUGCUUCUCAUAA